Pseudogymnoascus verrucosus is the source of this 1622-nucleotide messenger RNA. RefSeq names its product Alpha-1,3-mannosyltransferase-like protein (gene ALG2). The transcript is spliced from 2 exons. The record is from RefSeq and is a predicted model, not a curated record. Lineage: Eukaryota; Fungi; Ascomycota; Leotiomycetes; Thelebolales; Thelebolaceae. The coding region runs from base 195 to 1583 and encodes 462 amino acids. Gene Ontology annotation, molecular function: GDP-Man:Man(1)GlcNAc(2)-PP-Dol alpha-1,3-mannosyltransferase activity; alpha-1,3-mannosyltransferase activity.
CAUGUCGCAGUGUGUUGCUCUUUAUAGUUUUUCACAUGCAAAGCCAAGUCCACUCAAUGCUCAGCCUUCCCAAAUGCCUAAGGCUGCUAGCGCAAGGCUACCAAACUGCCCCACAACGCUGACGACGUCAGGGAUACAAUCUGUCAUCCCGCCUACCACAAGACGGAGCUCAAGAAAGCUUCAAAGCCGCAACAAUGACGGAAAAAGCGAAGACGGAACAUAUCGUCUUCUUCCACCCCGACCUGGGCAUUGGCGGCGCCGAACGCCUCAUCGUCGAUGCGGCCGUCGGCCUCCAGAAACGCGGGCAUAAGGUGACCAUUUUUACGAGCCACUGCGAUCCCCAGCACUGCUUCGACGAAGCGCGCGAUGGCACUCUCGACGUCCGCGUCAGGGGAAAUACCAUAAUACCCUCCACCAUCCUCUCGCGCUUCGCCAUCCUCUGCGCCAUCCUGCGCCAAAUCCACCUCAUCCUCCAAAUCAGCCUCACCUCCGAACUCUCCGCCCUCAAGCCCACAGUCUUCUUCGCCGACCAGCUCUCCGCUGGACUUCCCCUCCUCCAGGCCCUCUACCCGAAUGUCGGAACCUUAUUCUACUGCCACUUCCCCGACCUGCUCCUCGCAAAGGGGAGGCAGAAGUGGUAUAAAGCGCUCUACCGCCUCCCCUUCGACGCUUGGGAGGAAUGGAGUAUGUCCUUCGCCGCCUCUAUCGCCGUAAACUCCGCGUUCACUAAAUCGAUCGUCACUGCGCAAUGGCCCGCCCUCGCCGCCGCCCGCACGCUAUCUAUCAUCUACCCCUGCGUCGACGUCUCGGACAAGCCUGUGGAGAAUACAGACGACAACACCCUCACCUGGCAAGACACAAACAUCAUCCUCUCCAUCAACCGCUUCGAAGCAAAGAAGAACAUCGAUCUCGCCAUCCGCGCCUUCGCCGGGCUCCCCAAACACGCUCGCUCGUCCGUCCGCCUCGUCCUGGCGGGCGGCUACGAUCCGCGUGUCACUGAGAAUGUCGUUUACCAUCAGGACCUGCUCCUGCUGGCUGAGGGCCUCGGUCUCAAGACCGCUACGACGAAGAACCUCGUCACGGCGCUGCGGGUACCGGAUGAUGUCGAGGUGCUGUUUCUGCUUUCGGUGCCGGGGGGGCUGAAGGAUGCGCUGCUCCGUAGUGCAAGGCUAUUGGUGUAUACGCCUGCCAAUGAGCAUUUCGGGAUUGUACCCCUGGAGGCGAUGUUAGUAGGGACUCCUGUGCUGGCGGCGAAUACGGGGGGGCCGCUGGAGACGGUGGUGGAUGGAGUGACGGGGUGGUUGAGGGACCCGGAGGUGGUAGAGGACUGGACGAAGGUGAUGGAUUCGGUGUUGCAUAAGAUGACUUCUAAGGAGCUGGAGAAGAUGGGCCAGAAGGGGAGGGAGAGGGUUAGAGCCGAGUUUUCGGAGGAGAGUAUGGCGGAGAGGUUAGAGGUGUUGAUGGGCAAGAUGGGGCCGCCGCCGAGGAGCGUGAGGGGUGCGGCUGUGGCUGUUGUUAUUGUGUAUUUUUCUGUGGUUCUCGGGCCUGUUGUUUCGGUGUUGAGUUUGUAUAGUAGGAGGUAAAUGUAGUACCAUCUUUAUUCACACUAUCUUUGCGCGAGG